AUGAAAGGAGGUGAAGUGGAGCAGCGUUCCUCUCUCUGCAGGUGUGACUGCACGGAGAGCUGGCGCGCUGCACAAGGUGGCGUAAAUAAAGACAAACAGGAUAAAAUCUUCGUCAAUCUUUUACAGAUCACCUGCUUGAGCAGGUUAAUGUGGUUCAUAGCUCAUCAGUUUUACUGGUAAGCGCGCUUGUUAGUCACAAGGUUGGACACAAAGUUCACCUAAUGUUCUGUCAGUCUGUCAUAAAUAUUGAGGAUGCUGAAAACACCAGACGUGCUCCUUCUCGUCUGCCUCGUCGGGGCAGCGAGCGCUCUGUACAAGCGGUGGAUUCCCGACACCAACUACGAGAAUGAGACCAACUGGGACACAGGAGCUGUUCCGUGUGGCAGCGACGCGGCUGAGUUUUCAGCCGGGAGACACGUGUCCGUGUUCGUGGAGACCACACAUGCUGUGCGGGAGAUGAGGCUGCCACUCGACGGAGAGUUCAUCCUGAAUUCAGGAGCUGGGUUUUACGCAGCGAGCAGACCAGAUCCGAGCUGCGGAGCGGGCGUCACGACCCGGUUCAAAGAUUCAGAGUCUCUUCAGUGGUUUGAUCCAGCCCUGUGGCAGGCGGCUGCGACUCUGGAUGACCUGCAACGUGGAAACCUCUUGUUCUCAGUCCACGAGGAGAGCGUCCCGUGCCGGUAUGACGAUGUGGUUUUCAGAGAGCGCUCCUCCUUCAGGGUGGACACCAGCUCCAGUCAGACAAGUAUCCCUGUCAAAUCUGUGUCCGUGCUGGGGAAGACGUUUGACAGCAGAGAUGAGUUCUCCCAGUAUCUCAGCUCGCGCUCGGGCCGACUGCAGUUUCACGGAUCCUCUCCUGUGGCUGUGGGAGAAGGGGGCUGCGGGGACGCAUCUGGAUGUGACUGUGGGAAUACUGUGCACCACCAGCGGAUCUGUGGCACUGUCACAUGCGCCUCUCCCAGCUGUGGGAAGCCUCUCCUCCCUGCAGGACACUGCUGUAAUAUCUGUGGUGCCAUUGUCACCAUCCACAGUGCUGCUGGUUUCAACCUGCAGACUUACAGGCAAAGAAUCCAUCACCUGUUUCUCAUCCUGCCGCAAUACAGAUCCAUUCGGCUGGGCAUGAGCAAAGUCUUCAAGCCGCAACGGUUGAUGGGGAUCAUCCCUCUUUGUACCUCACCUGAGAUCCAGGUGGUUAUCCUGGACGGAGAGGAGGGAGCACAGUCAGAGGCCCUGGCCUGGGACAUCGUGAGGGAUGCCCGCACUCACGGCUCCAGCCUGGGGAUCGCUGGAGCUGAAUUUCAGGCCUCGUCUGGGAGCAGCAGCGACCAAUCCGGAGGCACUGCUGGGAUGGUGGUUGGAGUUGUGUUUGGAGUUAUAAUCAUGAUUGCACUCGUUGUCGUCGUGGUCGUCCUGAUCCAUAAGGGGGUCGUUCGAGUGCCACAGCUGCCGUCGCUGAAGAGGAGCAGUGAUGCUGUAGAGCUCAGCGGGUCUCUUGACCACGGCUAUGACAAUCCCAUGUUCGACAAACCCACCAUGCUGCCUGAAAUCCCCGCUCUGUAUGGGACUGAAACAAAUAAUUCAAUCUCCUUGACUCAGACAGGGGUGUACUUUGUAAAUCCAGUUUAUGAUGAGAAUGAAUCUGAGUUUAUCGCCUGA
Molecule: messenger RNA, 1656 nt
Organism: Chelmon rostratus (copperband butterflyfish)
Lineage: Eukaryota; Metazoa; Chordata; Actinopteri; Chaetodontiformes; Chaetodontidae
Gene: amn
Product: amnion associated transmembrane protein
Biological process (GO): receptor-mediated endocytosis; intracellular protein localization
Cellular component (GO): apical plasma membrane; endocytic vesicle
Source: RefSeq, a predicted model, not a curated record